AUGAAGCUAUUAUUCGUCUCUGCUCUGCUUUUUACCUGCUCGUUGCUCUCCACACAUGCCGCACCCGCGCCAGCACCUAAUCCGACACCGGCAGAGGUCACACUCUAUGUUCCGACGCUUGACAACGACAUCGUCGCAGAUGCCGAGGUGCUUGUUAAAGGCACAGCAGGGACGGCCUACGCGUUCUCGAUUGUAUCCGGAACGGCCCCCGUCCAGACCGGAACGCUCAUCGAGGGCGCAGCGACGGCUGUUCUUCUCAUGGACGGCCCAAGCACGACGAUUCAGGCCGCGUGCUCUCUCGGAACGGGCGUUGCCUCUGCACAAAUUGGGUGCGGCAUGGUCUCGGGCUCUACCUCGACGUCCCCGAUUGCUGCAUCAAGGACCCAUAACGCUGUCUUUCGGGUGAAUGCGGCGAGUGCUCGUGUAGCGGAGCAGCAUCUUGCACAUGCUACGGCGGACCUCACUCGUGUUUGCACGGUUUUAAAUAAUCACAAGGUCUACCACCUCGUCUCCGAGCGACUGGUACAGCAAUACAAAGAAGACAUCGCCGACGAAAUCGAGCCCACCAUCAAAGAGCUCAUUUCACGGGCAGAGAAGGAUCUACAGGCACUGCACAAAGAGGCUCAGCGGCUUGAGGCGAAGCUACAUGCUCAGCAGUCGAGGGGGCCGAGCAAAGCCACUACGGCUACCGCGUCAUCGAGAACGUAUGGCCAGGGAAACGGAGCAAGGAGACUUCAUCCUUCUUCGCGGGCAGAAGAGACGGCGGUGAAGACUGAGAUACGGAGACAGCGGGGACUGGUCAAACAUCGCGAGCGCUUGGAAGCCGAGCUGCAGGAGUUGGAAGCCGAGCUCAAGAAACUAGAAGUGGAGUAA
Messenger RNA from Punctularia strigosozonata HHB-11173 SS5, 873 nucleotides. RefSeq lists its product as uncharacterized. Bases 1 to 873 code for a protein of 290 amino acids. The record is from RefSeq and is a predicted model, not a curated record. Gene Ontology annotation, cellular component: DASH complex; spindle microtubule. Gene Ontology annotation, biological process: attachment of spindle microtubules to kinetochore. Lineage: Eukaryota; Fungi; Basidiomycota; Agaricomycetes; Corticiales; Punctulariaceae. The transcript is spliced from 6 exons.